CUGGGUUGUUUAGCAAACGCUCAAUCCAAUUGUCUGAUAACAUUUCGGAAAUUUAGAAGCCAAAAUAUCGUGUUUCUCUCUUUUUAUGCUGUGUGCCAGUCGUAAGCAGUUCAUAACACCAUUCUGUGAUUAUCCGUUAAAUACAGUGGAUCAUGAAUCUUAAGUCAACAAUGGAUUGAGCGAGGAGCUUGUUUGGAAAGAAAUUGCGUCACAGAUUUCACUUGCAGACUUCACUUCACGUAAACAAACUGAGUCUUUAGCUAUCAACUUGUCCAGCAAUGGCCGAAAAUAAUACGUCCUGGAACCACACUAACAACACAAAUGGCAAUGGUCCUGCGCCACCAGGCCCUCCAAUGCAAGAGAUGACCGCAGAAGAUGUUGCCGCUAAUGUUUUCUUUUGUAUCUUGGCCGUCAUGAUAGUCUUUGGUAACGCUCUUGUGAUUGGUGCAUUCCGAGUGAAUAGGAGACUGCGCACAACCACUAAUCUGCUGUUGAUGUCGUUGGCAGUGGCGGACAUGCUUAUUGGAUCAAUUUCAGUGCCAUUGUGGGUGUACAUAUCGAUAACUUACAGUGUUAGAGGAAAUCUUUACAAGUUUUAUAUGAUCUUCGACGCUAUUUGUGGGGUGUCGUCGAUUCUGAAUCUCACAGCCAUAAGUUUGGAGAGAUCUUAUGCCUUGCUAAGUCCAAUAAGUCACCGGAACAUCAGCAAACGUUGGAUCUUGGCCAUCAUCUUUUUUGCCUGGGCUUUAGCGAUAUUUGCUGGUUUGAUGUCAGAAAUAAAGGCUUUAAAGAAAUUUUUAGGUAUCAUUGUAACAGCAGUAUUCUUUUUUGUACCCCUGGCUAUUAUUCUGGGAGCCUAUGGAACCAUCUUUCACAUAGCCAGAGCGCAUGCCCGUGGAGUUGGGAAAAGCUCUUUUAAAAAGGAUCUGCGUAUCGCUACAACUGUCGCUGUGGUCAUCGGCCUUUUUGUCAUUUGCUGGACGCCAUUUUUCGCGCUCAAUUUUGCGUAUUCAGUUUGUGGCAUCAUAAUGUUCAAAACAGCUGGAUGCAAAGGCCUCCUGGUACUACCACAAAUUAUUCUAAACAUCAAUAAAUGGUUACAAUAUGGAAAUUCCGUUUGUAACCCCAUAAUCUAUGGUCUACGCAAUAAAGACUUCCGACGAGCGUUCCGAAAAAUUUUACUGAGUCUUUGCUGCAAAAAGGUCCCGAUAUCAGACUACAGUAAGAGCGCGUAUGGACGCACUGUGCGAAGCACCUAUCUUCAGCGCGACUCAAGCAUUGAAAACUCACGAUCUGUCAUCGUACCACCGCACACAAACGGCUCGGGAAUGUUUGAUACAAGAGGAAGCUACCGUAGAGCGAUUCAGAGUGGUCGCACUAAACCUAUCAAGCUCAAAUUCACAAAGAAGACUCUAACAGAUGGUUUGUUGUCGUUAAACGUGGAUGCAUUCCACAGCCUUUCUUCUGGCGACUUAACUUUGUCUGGCACCCUUUUGAGCACUCCAUCAAGUUCCCCAGCUGAGCUUUGUAACCCCGCCUUCGAGGAAGAUCAGACGGAAAAUGGUAUCCUUCCGAUUGACCAAGCCAAGCCACAACGGGGCUUCGAUGAAAAGCUGUCAGGAUCGAAUCAUUCUUUAAAUAAAAGUGCUCCAAACGGUACCCUGAAGAAUAGAAAAACCCGUGUUCAUUUUACACCUUCGGACAGUGAUGAAAAGGACGAGGUUGAAAACCAAACCGUGUCUACCCUGGCACCUUUUGAAAGACAACGUUCUCUCUCAGAAAUAUUCGUUCGACCCAAUGGUGAAACAGACAGUCUUAAGCGAAAAUUACGGUCAUCGUUUUCUUAGUAAGGCUAUCAGUGUUGGCUUUAAGAAGCAUUUGUUUUAGCCGGCAAACCAGUUGGCCAUGAUUCAUGCUGGUGAUUGGCAACAAAUUUAGCGGCAAUUACUGUGACUGGCGGCUGGAAGUCUAGUUAACUAAGUCUCGGUUUUUGUUCCAGAAUACGUUUACAACUAUCAUGCGUAAUCAUGAAUUCCCAGAUGUAUAUCUAAAAAGGGCUAAGUCCAGGUUUAGCUGAGGACAGUUUUCUGUAUAUAAUCUUCGUGAAGAGCUCACUCCAUCUCACAGGAUGCAAAGCUGAGACUGGAUAAGAGAUUGAGCAACAAAAUUUGCAAUCCCUGAAGAUCACUUAGUCCCCGUUCAUUGAUGAAGUAAGAGAUUCUAUUAUCACGAACUAAACUUUCCAUAAAAAGAAUAAUUUUAAAGAAGCUGUAUAUAAGAACUGAAAGUUUUGCUUCAUGUAGGACUGGACCAUGCUCGCUAUUAUUUUUAGUAUUUUUGUUUAAACCCGCCCAGUUCAACCCUUUGUGACUUUGUCUUUCAUCAGAGACAUAAAGUAAAUACACAUGUGAAGAAUGAGAGCAACUUUCAAACGCUCUCAGCGGUUAGAUGUAAAUUUUAUGAUUCUCGACGCGUUUAAGUUUAAGGUGUUAUUUGGAUGAUUUUAUUUUGUAGCAAGAAGGCAAUAGAACGAAUGGAUCAGGUAAAUGUUGUUAUGUGAAUAUUGAUAAGAAAUUAACCCCUUAACUCCCAUGAGUGACCAAGACAGAAUUUCUCCUAACAAUGUCAGUACAGUAUCAAGCAGAAAAGUUAUGAGAAUAAAGAAAAUAUCAAUUAGGG
Pocillopora damicornis (cauliflower coral) is the source of this 2679-nucleotide messenger RNA. Its product is annotated as histamine H2 receptor. Gene Ontology annotation, cellular component: plasma membrane; dendrite. Gene Ontology annotation, molecular function: neurotransmitter receptor activity; G protein-coupled serotonin receptor activity. Gene Ontology annotation, biological process: chemical synaptic transmission; G protein-coupled receptor signaling pathway, coupled to cyclic nucleotide second messenger. The record is from RefSeq and is a predicted model, not a curated record. Lineage: Eukaryota; Metazoa; Cnidaria; Anthozoa; Scleractinia; Pocilloporidae.